Messenger RNA from Boleophthalmus pectinirostris (great blue-spotted mudskipper), 2545 nucleotides. RefSeq names its product ras-related protein Rab-8A. The transcript has 8 exons. The record is from RefSeq and is a predicted model, not a curated record. Gene Ontology annotation, cellular component: synaptic vesicle; trans-Golgi network transport vesicle; dendritic spine. Gene Ontology annotation, molecular function: GTP binding; GTPase activity. The coding region runs from base 152 to 772 and encodes 206 amino acids. Gene Ontology annotation, biological process: protein secretion; neurotransmitter receptor transport to postsynaptic membrane; cellular response to insulin stimulus. NCBI's taxonomy places the organism in Eukaryota, Metazoa, Chordata, Actinopteri, Gobiiformes, Gobiidae.
GAAGGUAAAAGGAACAGAACUCUGAGCAGGACUUCCGGAGCCUCGGCUGCUGCAGAGUGACAGCUCACCGGACCAAAGACAGUCUGAGCGGCUCUGAAGGGAGCGCCUCCUCCACAGGCGGGAUAUCCGCAGUACUUACCUAGCUAAUAACAUGGCGAAGACUUACGAUUACUUGUUUAAACUACUUUUAAUCGGUGAUUCCGGUGUCGGGAAGACGUGUGUCCUUUUCAGAUUUUCAGAGGAUGCAUUUAAUUCAACCUUUAUCUCUACUAUAGGUAUUGACUUCAAGAUUAGAACAAUAGAACUAGACGGCAAGAAGAUUAAGCUUCAGAUAUGGGAUACUGCCGGGCAGGAGAGGUUCAGGACUAUCACAACUGCAUACUACAGAGGAGCCAUGGGUAUCAUGUUAGUGUACGACAUAACUAAUGAGAAGUCCUUUGACAACAUCAAGAACUGGAUACGAAAUAUAGAAGAGCAUGCCUCAGCUGAUGUGGAAAGAAUGGUCCUUGGGAACAAAUGCGACGUUAAUGACAAACGACAAGUGUCCAAAGAAAGAGGGGAACGGUUGGCUUUGGAGUAUGGGAUCAAAUUCAUGGAGACAAGUGCAAAGGCAAACAUCAAUGUUGAGAAUGCAUUUUUAACACUCGCCAGAGACAUCAAAGCAAAAAUGGACAAGAAGUUGGAGGGUAAUAACCCACAAGGAAGCAAUCAAGGAGUCAAAAUUACUGAACAGCCCAAAAAGAGCAGUUUUUUCCGCUGCACGUUGCUGUGAGAGGACUGAGAAUUCGGCAUCACCAUCGCCUUAACUGUGCCCCCCUCUGGACAGAACUGGACUCUGCACCCUUAUCUCUGCCUGUCUUCCUCCUUCUCAACAGUUUGUCCAUUGACUGAGCUGCUUUUGUAUACUUCACCUCUACCCCAACACUUGCCAUUCUGACUUUAUUUUAUAUCUGAAGCAACAUCUUUUCAUGUUAGAUAAAAACAAUCCAAAUGUAUUCCCUUGAUUUUAUUGGCAUUCAAAGUUUGCACAAUUGCAAGUAUCUUUGUGGUCUUUAACCUCAUAAUAUUAUCCUAGUGUGCAUUGUGAAACAAAAUAGACUUUCAAAUUUUAAUAUAUCUGAUGUUCUGGCUAAAGGCUCUUCCAUCAUAUUUUAGUGCAAGUGUCUUUGAAUUAAUACCCAAACUUUUAAACAGUCUUACUGAUUAGUGCCAGCAAGUUUUAUUUACACAUUCAUCAUUCCACUGAACGCAUGAUUAAUUUUAAAGUGCAAUGAAUGCACAGUCCACUUUUUCUUGCAGAAAUUCCUAUGUUAGUUGCUUUGUAGACCAUUUUGCAAUAGUUUGUUGAAGCAAAAAUUAAUGCACCUGAGCUGUUGGCAUUGCAGUAACCUCAGGCAGCAAUGGUGUAUCACAAAAUCUCCAAGGAGCAGCCACUGUGUCUUUUUAUGCAUUUCUUUGUCUUUUAUUUCCACUGGGGGAACAUGCACACAUUGGUUUCUGGGCCUUGGACAGGGGCUGUGUUGUAGCAGUAUUUAUGGAGACAGAAGACACAUAGCACCAAAAUGACAAAGUGCCCUUUUAUGUUAUUAUUAAUUAUAUGCACUUUUUCUUGUGGUCUUUCUGUACAAAGUUUUUGCGUUUAUUUCAGAGGAAUUCUUAAACUAUGUUGACCAUGUUUAUUGAUCGUCUUAAUUGAAACAAAGAAUAUUUGACCACAUGUACCUCAUCUGGUCUUCCCAAAGACAUCAGAGCAUUGUGUUCAAUGAAGAUAACUGUAAUUAUGUUGUUUGCUUUUUCAGCCUUAUCAUUUUUAAUCAUUUGUAUUUCACAUUUCCAGGUUUUUAUAAAUACGCUGUUGAUGUUUUUGGAAAUCCCAGAUGCUUCUCCUCUUAAUUCCGUCUCAGUUUUCCUCUUGUUUGUGUCUUGUUUUGGCCCAGUAUUAUGGCCUUUUGAACUAUGCAGUCUGGGUGCUUGGAAAGCCUGACUUGACAAGCUUUAUCUGAGAUUACUAUAGACCCCUGUUAUUGUAUUAAUUCUUACUUGCUAUUACUCCAAAUUUAAUAUUUUACUGCUGCUGUGCUUUUGAAGAAAUAGGAAUGCAAAUCACCUCAGAUUCUUGACAGUUCAUGUAAUUCAAUGUGGUGCUUACGAGCCACUGAAUCCAGUCUGGCUGUGCAAACUUUAACCUGUGGAUUUAGUCUAAAAUCUUUUGUGACAAAUUGGCACAACACAAUCACCAUGGCACAAAUAGAAAUACUGUCAAAUUAAAAUAUUUUUGUGCCUUUUUUUUAUACUGCCUAAUUUGAUCUGGCAGAGUUUUUAUUUACCGUUAAUUCCCAUUAUAAAAUCUACCGUUGACAUAUCUUCUGGGCUUUUCUUAAGUUCCCUGCUUCAAAUUGUUUAUUUUAUUUUAUAGGGGAAGAAACAAUUCAGCAAUUGUAAAUAAGAUCUACAAUGAUUGUACUGUAGUUUCAUAAAUCUUAUUGAUCUACACUUUUGUAGAUGUGUUUACUUUUCAUGAUGAAUUAAAAUGAGAUUCCUAAAA